Musca vetustissima is the source of this 1002-nucleotide messenger RNA. RefSeq names its product trans-1,2-dihydrobenzene-1,2-diol dehydrogenase-like. The transcript has 4 exons. Gene Ontology annotation, molecular function: nucleotide binding. NCBI's taxonomy places the organism in Eukaryota, Metazoa, Arthropoda, Insecta, Diptera, Muscidae. The coding region runs from base 1 to 1002 and encodes 333 amino acids. The record is from RefSeq and is a predicted model, not a curated record.
AUGCCUAGUCCUUUACGUUGGGGUAUUGUGUCAGCUGGCAAAAUCAGCCAUGACUUUUGUGUGGCCCUAUCCACCUUACCAUCAGAUGAACAUCAAAUGAUUGCUGUGGCAGCCCGCGAUAAACAAAGGGCCGCGGAAUUUGCUAAGAAACAUGAAAUGCCCAAACACUUUGCAAGCUACGAGGAAUUAGCGGAAUGUAGUGACGUGGAUAUUGUCUACGUUGGCGCUUUGAAUCCACAACACUUUGAAAUAUGCAUGCUAAUGUUGGAGCAUGGCAAACAUAUACUGUGUGAAAAACCACUAUGCUUGAAUCACAAACAAGCCAAAAAAUUAAUACAAUAUGCUGAAAUGAAGAAAUUAUUCCUAAUGGAAGCGGUAUGGUCGAGAUUUUUCCCGGCUUAUCAAUAUGUCAAGAAACAAAUUGCCACUGGCGUAUUGGGAGAAAUACAAGAAGUUGAAGUGUCGUUUGGAUUUCCACUUGAAGAUGUCGAUAGAUUGAAGAAAAAGGACAUGGGUGGCGGUACGGUUCUUGAUUUGGGUAUUUAUACCAUACAAGUGUCACAAUGGGCAUUCCAGGAGCCACCACAGCAAAUAAUAGCCAAGGGUGAACUAAAUUCAGAGGGUGUUGACAUUGAUGUCCAAACUGAAUUGAUAUAUUCGGGAAUGAGAAAAUCCAAAAUGCACACCAGUGCCAAAACGAAAUUGGAUAAUAAUGCCAUUAUUAAAGGCACUAAAGGUCAAAUAACGCUCUUACAAUUUUGGUGCCCCACCAAAAUUAUUGACAUCGAUGGCCAAGAAAAAGAAUGGGUUCUGCCGAAAGGAAAAUUGGACACAGUUUAUGUUAAUUCUGAAGGUCUUCGUUAUGAAGCCGAAGCUGCACGUCAAUGUAUUCUCGAGGGUAAAAUACAAAAUGAAAAUGUUAGCCACAAUGAUAGUCUGCUGUUUGCACAAAUUGAAGAUGAAAUCCGCAAGCAAAUUGGUGUAGUAUUUCCAGAGGAUUAA